UCUCUUAUUUUGCAUCUAUGGCAUCUUCUUCCUCGCCUCCCAAACAAAAUGACGAAUACUAUGCUUUCACCGUGCCAUCUUUUUCCUCGUCCCACCAACAUGGUGAGGAUCGUUCAGCUUUCUCUGGAAUCGAACCUCCCUUUAAGAGGAAGAAGGUUUCUGAAUCUUCAAGAUUAUAUGAUGUCUUCAUCAACCACAGAGGUCCUGAUGUGAAAAACACUCUGGCUCUGGAGCUUUACAAAUCCCUUGAGAAAUUGAGAAUAGUGGCAUUUCUUGAUUCUGAAGAAAAAGAACUUGGAAAUUCGUUUACAUCCACCAUUGAGACAGCCAUUCGAUCUGCUCCAGUUCAUAUAGCUAUCUUCUCUAAACGAUAUGCAGAGUCCCCAUGGUGCUUGGCAGAGCUGGUUCUCAUGUUGCAGACUAAAGCUAAGAUCAUUCCAUUGUUUUAUGGCGUGAAGCCUUCCGAUCUUCGCUUCGUAGAAAAGGGAGAGUAUGCCAGAGCAUUCGUUGAAUAUGAAAAGAAGAAGAGGUAUACAGAAAAGCUGAGUGAGUGGAAGGAAGCCCUCCAAUCUGUUUCAUUUAUUGCCGGGGAAGAGUUAAACAGUUUCAGAGACUGCGAGAAGAUAGUGUCAACAGUGCAAAGGGAAGUGCAAAGGAUGAGAUGCUUACAUGUUGCCAAAUAUCCGGUAGGACUUUCUAAGCUUGUAGAACAUUUUGAAGAGCACUGCAUUGAUAAGCUUGUACAGGAUUUUGAAAGCCUGUGCAAGAUGAACAAACAAAGGGAAGGGAAGGCUAAGAUAGUUGGUAUUUUUGGUAUGGGUGGGGUGGGAAAAACAACUCUCUGUAAAGAAUUGUUUAACAGAAAGCGUUUAGAUUAUAGUCGAUCCUGUUUUCUGUUUGAUGUUCGGGAAGCCUCUGUGAAAAAAGAUCUGCCUUCUUUGCAAUUGAAGCUCCUCAGAGAACUCUUUGAUGAAAAAGACAAUCAAAGCUUUGCAAGCAUAGAGGAUGGUACAAGCUGUCUUAGUAAUUGUUUCGCAAGGAGCAGCAAUCUGAGCUUCCUAAUUGUUCUAGAUGAUAUUGAUCACCAGGAACAGUUAGAUGCCUUCUUGAUCAGUGAUGAGCUAAAUAAUUGUCGCAAUAGUUUGGUAAUUGUUACAACUCGUGAUGUAGGAGUGCUAAUAAAUGCAGGGAUUACGGUUGGUUAUAAUUUGAAAGGAAUGGAUGCAAAUGAUGCGAAAGAGUUGUUUUGUUUCCAUGCUUUUAGCCAAUCUUAUCCCUCUAGUGGAUACGAAGAGCUGGUUGAUUCCUUCGUACACGUUUGUGGCGGCUUACCACUGUCUCUUCAAGUUCUCGGCAGGCAUGUUCAUGGCCAAGAUCAGAAGUUUUGGGAGCUAGAAUUGAAGAAAGCUACAAAGACGCUGCCUCAAGACAUACACAAGAGACUAAGAAUCAGCAUUGAAACGUUGGACAAUGAAGAAAAACAAAUUUUCAUGGAUGUUGCAUGUUUCUUCAUAGGAGAAUUGAAGAAAGACGCCAUCAGAGUGUGGGAGGGAUCGGGAUGGAGUGCUCAGCAUGCAUUGCGAAAACUGAAAAAUAAAUGUCUGGUUGAAGAAAUAGAAGAUCAGAAGUUCAGGGGCUCCAGAGAAGAAAAUUUUGAAUUGAGAAUGCAUGACCACUUGCGGGACUUGGGACGAGAAAUGGCAGAUGAGCUGAGUCAUCCUCGUCGCCUGUGGCGUUCUCAACAUCUCCAAUCUCUGAUAUCAAAGGGAUUCGAAAACAUUCUCACCCAAGCUAAAGUUAGGUGUUUGCAUUCUUUUCGGGAUCCGUCCACAGAUUUUUUUAUUAAAUACUUUCUAGGGGAAUCAGACAAUAUGGCUGAGACGUCAACCGCUUUACUAUGGCUUGAGAUGAGUCUUUCGGGGAACACAGUCACAAAAAUUCCUCCCUGGAUUCCUUUUCAGAACUUGCAAUCUUUAAGCAUCACUGGUGGAAGUCUGGAAAGAUUGUGGCAGAAUAAUGAACAGGCACCCAUCGCGCUAAAAGAGCUGCGGAUAAGUAGCAUUUCUGAGUUGAAGGAGUUAAGCUUGGGCCUUCUGAGCUGUCUUGAGAAAUUUACAAUUGAUAAAUGUUGGCAUCUGAAAAGUAUGACAGGAAUAACCGAUCUUACGAAACUAGUGGAAUUGAACAUUAGCAAAUGUGAGGAGCUUGAGCAGUUAAGUCUUGUUCGACACAGCUGUCUAGAAAAAAUUAGAAUUUUUAAUUCUCUGAAUCUGCAGAGUGUUACAGUAUCUCAUCUACAGAAGCUGAUAGAAUUGAACAUUAGUGGGUGUGAAAAGAUUGAGGAAUUAAUUCUUGUUCAACUCAACUGCCUGGAAAAAAUUAAAAUUUCUGAUUGUUCAGAUCUGAAGAGCGUUGAAGGAAUAUCUAAUCUUAGAAAGCUAGUAAAAUUGCAAAUUGAAAAGUGUCCAAAGCUUGAGGAGAUAAGUUUUGUUCAACUGAGCUUCCUACAAAAUAUUACAAUUUCUAAUUGUCAGAUGUUAAAAAGUUUGAAAGGAAUAAAUGAUCUUCCGAAACUAGUAGAAUUGAACAUUAGCAAAUGUGAGGAGCUUGAGCAGUUAAGUCUUGUUCGACACAGCUGUCUAGAAAAAAUUAGAAUUUUUAAUUCUCUGAAUCUGCAGAGUGUUACAGUAUCUCAUCUACAGAAGCUGAUAGAAUUGAACAUUAGUGGGUGUGAAAAGAUUGAGGAAUUAAUUCUUGUUCAACUCAACUGCCUGGAAAAAAUUAAAAUUUCUGAUUGUUCAGAUCUGAAGAGUGUUGAAGGAAUAUCUAAUCUUAGAAAGCUAGAACAAUUGCAAAUUGAAAGGUGUCCAAAGCUUGAGGAGAUAAGUUUUGUUCAACUGAGCUUCCUACAAAAUAUUACAAUUUCUAAUUGUCAGAUGUUAAAAAGUUUGAAAGGAAUAAAUGAUCUUCCGAAACUAGUAGAAUUGAACAUUAGUAAAUGUGAGGAGCUUAAAGAGUUUAGUAGUCUUGUUCGGCACAGCUGCAUAGAGAAACUUAGUAUUUCGAAUUCUCUGAAUUUGCAGAGUGUGACAAUAUCUCAUCUUAAGAAGCUGGUAGAAUUGAACAUUAGUGGGUGUGAAAAGAUGAAGGAAUUAAAUAUUGUUCAACUCAGCCGCCUUGAAAAAAUUAAAAUUUCUGAUUGUCCAGGUCUGAAGAGUGUCUUAGGAUUAUAUGGUCUUAAGAAGGUUGUAGAAUUGCAAAUUGAAAAAUGUCCAAAGCUUGAGGGGGUAAUUUUUGUUCAGCUGAGCUUCCUGGAAAAUAUGACAGUUUUUGAUUGUCAAAAGUUGAAAAGUUUGAAAGGAUUGAAUGGUCUUAGGAAGCUAGUAGAACUCAACAUUAGUGAAUGUGAGGAGCUUGAAGAGUUAAACCUUGUUGGACACGGUUGUCUAAAAAAACUGAGAAUUUUUAAUUCUCUAAAUCUGCAGAGUGUUACAGUAUCUCAUCUACAGAAGCUGAUAGAAUUGAACAUUAGUGGCUGUCAAAAGAUUGAGGAGUUAAGUCUUGUUCAACUCAACUGCCUUAAAAAAAUUAGAAUUUCUGAUUGUCCAUACCUGAAGAGUGUGGCAGGAAUGUCUGAUCUUAGGAAGCUAGUUGAAUUGAAUAUUAAUGAAUGUGGGGAGCUUGAAGAGUUAAGUCUUGUUCGACUUAGGUGCCUACAAAAAAUUACAAUUUCUGGUGAUCUGCAGAGUGUGACAGUCUCUCAUCUUAUGAACCUGGUAGAAUUGAAGCUCAUCAAUUAUGUAAACAUUAAGGAGUUAAGUCUUGUUCAACUUAGCCGCCUUAGAAGAAUAGAAAUUCUUGGUUCCCUAACGGUGAAGAUUAUUGAAGUGAAAGGUUGUAAAAUUUUGAGCAGAGCAGAUUUUGAGAAUUUGAAGAAUGUUGUAAAAUUGAGCAUCUGCGACUGUCCUGAGCUUGAGAACUUGCCAGAACUUGUAAACUUACAUCAGCUCAAGAUUGCUUCACUGAAUAAUUGUCCAAAGCUGAAGAAAAUAACACUACCAACAACACUCAUCAAAUUCACCCUACAAUGUUGUAGAGAAUUGCAAACAGUGGCAGGAAUCUAUGAUUGUACAGAUGUUGAAGAGCUAGUUAUUAGUAAAUGUCCAGAGCUUGAGUUGGACGAGUUAAGUUUUGCUCGACUGUGUUGGCUGAAGAAAAUUGCAAUUGACAGCUGUGGGAAGUUGCAGAAAAUAACAGGUAUUGAAAAAUUGCUUUCACUGGAAAGAAUGCAGCUCUUGUAUUGCAACCAUGAAACAGUUCGGAAUUGCAUUCUGAAGAUGGAGAAGCUUCCAUCGGAUUUUAUUCAAGUAGUUGGCAGAGCAGUAGAUGGAGCAGAAUCAAAUCUCAUUGCAAGCUUUUUUUGUACCAAAUAUAUUAGCACCAAUUCUGUCAUCCAAAUUAGUACUGAUCAGAUUUGCCCUGAUGAUUUGGUGAGUGCAAUCAUCAUAUGCGCUGUGGUUGUGGUGAAUACUUGUUGUGCAGCGAACAUGAUUAAUGACUUCAUCGGAGGCUGUGAUUGGAAUCCAUGGCUGAAAUUUGAGGUGCGACAAGGCGAAUGGUUAAUUACCUCGGUAACUACAAACCAGGAUCAAAUACACAAUUACAUUCUUAACAGGGGUUAUUGUUUUCCCUUUGAUUAUGUUUUUACUGAUCGGGCAGUAACCAAAGAUGUAAUUGUGAGGAAGGGGUACAACGUCACUCUGCCCGUAAGGAGAGGUGAAGGAGAUAAAGCUCUGAUUGUGCUACGUAGAAUCAUUGAGAAAUUGUAUGAGAAAUAAACUACAAUUCAUGUUAGUCUCGGCGUUCACAUUGGCUUAGGCUAUAUGAUGGUUUUCUUCGUAGAGAAGAAAAUGUUCUUGAUUGUUAAGUGAAAGGGGUAGGAGUGAGUUAUUAAUUCAA
Molecule: messenger RNA, 4959 nt
Organism: Cryptomeria japonica (Japanese cedar)
Lineage: Eukaryota; Viridiplantae; Streptophyta; Pinopsida; Cupressales; Cupressaceae
Product: disease resistance protein Roq1
Exons: 5
Coding region: 18-4838 (1606 amino acids)
Biological process (GO): defense response; signal transduction
Molecular function (GO): ADP binding
Source: RefSeq, a predicted model, not a curated record